AACAGACUUUUGUUUAAUAUAAGCCGGAUUUAAGAGUUCGCCAUGGGGAUUUGAAAUCUUCUUAAUACAUGUGCUAAUACGUGUAUAUAUCUGCUGACAAGAUCUGAGUAUGAGCAUAAGAACAUUCACUGAGCGCUCGUUCGACUUAUCGGUUGUCUUUGAAACAUAGUCAGUUCUGCCAGGAACUUUAAUCAACCGCGGAGCGGCAAGAUCGAAAAUCGGACACAGGGAUCUGCUCUUUGGCUAAAAUGAUUUUCAACCGGUUUUUAAUCAGAGCUGUUCUCGACGGCAAAGCUGGAUCCAGGUCUGUAUUCACGAGCUCCAAGCCAGACACUGCCAACCCCAACUGGUUGAGAGUUGGCCUUGCCUUUGGAACAUCUGCUCUCCUUUGGGGCCUGCUCUUCAAGCAGCACAGCACAGAUGUACAUGAGUACAAAGUGAGGAAUGGUCUGGAAUAACCCACCACACUGGAGUCCUCAGGUUCUGUCUCUGGGAUGGACCUGUUCCUCCACUUGUUUCUAUUUCCACUGUUCCUGAUUCCUCACUCUGCAUUCUGUGUAAAAUAAAAUCUAAUAUGUGAAAAAGA
Messenger RNA from Seriola dumerili (greater amberjack), 586 nucleotides. It is a transcript of the gene ndufc1, whose product is annotated as NADH:ubiquinone oxidoreductase subunit C1. NCBI's taxonomy places the organism in Eukaryota, Metazoa, Chordata, Actinopteri, Carangiformes, Carangidae. Bases 249 to 458 code for a protein of 69 amino acids. The transcript is spliced from 4 exons. The record is from RefSeq and is a predicted model, not a curated record. Gene Ontology annotation, cellular component: mitochondrion.